AUGUCAGACCAUAUGGUAGCACAGUACAAACGACCUAAUAAAGUGAGGCCGUAUGGUUGUCCGUUUGCUAUUCCGUUCAACCCAGCCAACGACCACGAGCUGGUCGCCUCCCUCCUCCAAUCCCUCUUCACCACAGAAAAGACCGGCCCAGCACUCAAAGCCCAUGUUGAAAGCAUCGUCCACCCAGACAGCUGGACCUCCCAUCUUGCUCAGCACCUCCUGGAUGGCCUGGUCCACGCCCUCAAUUCUAAUGCCCAGAUGGGAGGAGCAAUGAAGGAAGCCUUCGACCGCGCCAGCGCUGCCACGGAGCUCUUCGUCCGCGAGCACCCUAUCUUGGUCGGUGUCAUAGCCACAGUCGUCGCCCUCGGCAUCCUGGCGCUGCUUGUUCCCUGGGCAAUCGAGCCGUUGGGGUUCGCGGAGUUGGGUCCGAUUGAAGGCUCUUGGGCGGCUUUGUGGCAGUCUACGUUCCCGGAUGUGACUGCUGAUUCGUGGUUUGCCUUCUUCCAGCGGCUGGGCAUGACUUUGGGGAAGAAGUGA
Drepanopeziza brunnea f. sp. 'multigermtubi' MB_m1 is the source of this 537-nucleotide messenger RNA. The record is from RefSeq and is a predicted model, not a curated record. NCBI's taxonomy places the organism in Eukaryota, Fungi, Ascomycota, Leotiomycetes, Helotiales, Drepanopezizaceae.